Molecule: messenger RNA, 6805 nt
Organism: Hipposideros armiger (great roundleaf bat)
Lineage: Eukaryota; Metazoa; Chordata; Mammalia; Chiroptera; Hipposideridae
Gene: BBX
Product: BBX high mobility group box domain containing
Exons: 20
Coding region: 421-3264 (947 amino acids)
Biological process (GO): regulation of transcription by RNA polymerase II
Cellular component (GO): nucleus
Molecular function (GO): DNA-binding transcription factor activity, RNA polymerase II-specific; RNA polymerase II transcription regulatory region sequence-specific DNA binding
Source: RefSeq, a predicted model, not a curated record
UAUGUGGAGCAGUGUACAGUGAAGCGGAGGCAGAGCGGCUCCGCGAGCUCCUCUCCACUUUCCCAUAGAGAACCCCAGACUGGCCGCGGAGGGCGAGCUACACACACGCCCUCACGGCCGGCGAGCCCGCGAGGCAGCGCCGCCCGAGAGGGGCACGGGAGCCGGGGCGCGGGCAGGAGCAGCCCGAGGAAAACAACAACAGAACCCUCACGCCGGCGGGCGGCUCGUGGCCGCCCCGGGAGCCCCAAACUUCAUCUGGGCGAAAGUCACUAUCAUAUGACAAGGGCUUUGCCGCAGUUCAUCUUCUUCCCUUUGUACUUUCCAUUUGCCUUCCUGGAAUCCUGCCGCAUCACAGAAGCUGGAAAUUCUGAUGUUCCAUUGAAAUCACAAUGGAUGGUCUUGACUUGACCGGACACAGUAAUGAAAGGCAGUAAUAGAAAUAAAGAUCAUUCAGCAGAAGGAGAAGGGGCUGGAAAACGACCAAAACGGAAGUGUCUUCAGUGGCAUCCAUUGCUAGCAAAGAAACUUCUUGACUUUUCUGAAGAGGAGGAAGACGAAGACGAAGAAGAGGAUACUGAUAAGGUUCAAGUUCUUGGGGCUGAUGGCCUAGAGCAAGAUGUUGGUGAGACUGAAGAUGAUGAAUCACCAGAACAACGAGCCCGGAGACCAAUGAAUGCAUUUCUCUUAUUCUGCAAACGUCAUCGCUCCCUUGUACGUCAGAAACAUCCCAAGCUUGAUAACCGAGGUGCUACAAAGAUACUGGCUGAUUGGUGGGCUGUUCUCGAUCCAAAGGAAAAGCAGAAAUAUACAGACAUGGCCAAGGAGUAUAAAGAUGCAUUUAUGAAAGCAAAUCCUGGCUACAAAUGGUGUCCUACCACAAACAAGCCUGUGAAAUCCCCAACACCCUCUGUCAAUCCACGAAAGAAACUGUGGGCCUUCCCAUCUGACUCUUCAAGAGACUUGCCAAGCCCCAAGAAAGCAAAGACUGAAGAAAUGCCUCAGCUUAACUUUGGAAUGGCCGAUCCUACUCAAAUGGGAGGCCUGAGCAUGCUGCUUUUAGCUGGAGAACAUGCUCUUGGCACAUCAGAGAUAUCCUCUGGCACUUGCAGGCCUGAUGUUUCAGAAUCCCCUGAAAUGCGUCAGAAGUCACCAUUAUUUCAGUUUGCUGAGAUAUCUUCAAGUACAUCCCACCCCAGUGCUCCUUCGAAACAGUGUCAGGCGUCAGCCCUGUUUCAGUUUGCUGAGAUUUCUUCAAACACUUCGCAGUUGGGUGGUGCUGAACCUGCAAAACGCUGUGGAAAGUCUGCACUCUUUCAACUAGCCGAGAUGUGUCUGGCCUCAGAGGGGAUGAAAAUGGAAGAAUCCAAGCUCAUAAAAGCAAAAGAAUCAGAUGGGGGAAGAAUUAAAGAAUUGGAGAAGGCAAAGGAAGAAAGAGAAAUAAAAAUGGAGAAAACAGAUGAAGCCAGGUUACAGAAGGAAGCAGAAUUUGAAAAAUCAGCAAAGGAAAAUGCAGGAGAUGCUAAGGAAUUAAAUUUUGAGCAGCUGCAAAUGGAUGAUGCAAUGGCUGUAAAAAUGGAAGAUCCCAAAGAAAUUAAAAAGGAAGAAUUAGACGAAGAUCAAAAAUGUAGUCACUUCCCUGAUUUUUCUUACUCUGCCAGCAGCAAGAUAAUAAUAAGCGAUGUUCCCAGUAGAAAGGAUCACAUGUGCCAUCCUCAUGGAAUUAUGAUCAUUGAGGAUCCCACAUCAUUAAAUAAACCAGAAAAGCUAAAAAAGAAGAAGAAGAAGAGCAAAAUGGAUCGACACGGCAAUGAUAAAUCCACCCCCAAGAAGACUUGCAAAAAGAGGCAGUCCUCCGAGUCUGACAUCGAGAGUGUCAUAUAUACCAUUGAAGCUGUUGCAAAGGGAGACUGGGGCAUCGAAAAACUUGGAGAAACUCCUCGCAAGAAGGUCCGCACAUCCUCAAGUGGCAAGGGAAGCAUUUUGGAUGCCAAGGCACCAAAGAAAAAAGUGAAAUCAAGAGAGAAGAAAAUGUCAAAGGAGAAAUCCUCAGACACCACCAAAGAGUCCAGACCUUCAGAUUUCAUCAGUGUUUCUGCCAGCAAGAACAUUCCUGGUGAGGUGCCAGAGGGUAUAAAAGCAGAACAGUUGACCCCCACAGAAGAUGCACUACCACCCAGCCUGCCAGCACAGACCAAGACUGAGGACGGCGACUGUCCCAGAAAAAUGGAGACUUGUGGCUCCCGGAAAUCGGAGCGGUCUUGCAAAGGUGCUCUUUAUAAAACCCUGGUGUCUGAGGGCAUGCUCACCUCUCUGCGAGCCAAUGUGGACAGAGGGAAACGAAGCUCAGGAAAAGGAAACUCUUCUGAUCAUGAAGGGUGUUGGAAUGAGGAAAGCUGGACAUUUAACCAGAGCGGGACCAGUGGGAGCAAGAAGUUCAAGAAGACAAAGCCAAAGGAAGAGCCCCUCCUUGGCUCAGCAAAGCUGGAUGAAGAAUUUGAAAAAAAAUUCAACAGCCUCCCUCAAUACAGUCCUGUUACAUUUGACCGGAAAUGUGUAUCUAUCCCAAGAAAAAAGAAGAAGACUGGAAACAUGCCCUCAGAACCGACUAAAACCAGCAAAGGUCCUUUCCAGUGUCAGAAAAAGAAUUUAUUCCACAAAAUUGUCAGCAAAUAUAAGCACAAAAAGGAGAAGCCUAAUGUUCCCGACAAAGUGGAAAAACAUCACUCUUUAGGAAGUGGGGAUAAAUGGUCAAACAAGCAAUUCUUCUUGGAUGCCAUUCACCCUACAGAAGCCAUAUUUACAGAAGACAAAAACACCACAGAGCCUGCUUAUAAGGUUAAAAAUGCCCUCUCCAUUCUCAACACUCCAGAGCCAGCAGCCAUGCAAGAACCGCUGGUGGGUAGCCAGAAGAGAAAAGCGAGGAAAACCAAGAUCACACACCUGGUCAGGACAGCAGAUGGCCGGGUGUCACCAGCAGGAGGUACUUUGGAUGACAAACCAAAGGAACAACUGCAGAGAAGCCUCCCCAAAGUGCCCGGGACAGGCUGCAGUGAGGAAUGCGCACACGGCAGCGAGGCCGCGGACACGCGGAGCAGCACUCCCGAGAUGCCGGCAGUGUCUGCGUUCUUCAGCCUGGCGGCGCUGGCUGAAGUGGCCGCCAUGGAAAAUGUGCACAGAGGUCAGAGGUCAACUCCACUCACCCAUGAUGGGCAGCCAAAAGAAAUGCCACAGGCUCCUGUACUUAUUUCCUGCGCUGACCAGUGAACCGCCCUUUAAUUGUAAAACAUUGUGCUUUACCUACUAUCCUAGCCUUGUCUUUACCGAGGGAUGCUAGUGAUUCCAUGUGGUGGAAACUAUAGACUGCAAACAAGUGCUUGUUGCCCUACACGGCCCAGAUUCACUUGAAGCAGAAGUUAGCCUUCUGGGCCCAUUUCUUCUUUCAGAAGUCAGAAUCUUUGAGGAUGAUGUUACCUGUCUGAUAAUGAGCAGAAACGAAAUGAUUCUAGAGCUUUGCUUUCUAUUGAAGGCUUUGACGGUAAUAGGGGGUAACUUGGUAAAAGGCUGCCUUUACUGUAGCUCAUUCGGCAUCUCUUUUACCAACCAGAGAGUGUGAAACUAGUUUCGUAUAUUACCUAGUUAUUCUUUCAAAACAAAAAAACAAACAAAAAAAAAAACAAAACUGACGCACUGCACUAGUUAUUAUUAGAUAUUCUUAGUCUUUUUUGUACAUGGAGAUUUGAGUUCUAAGAAGGUUUAUAUAAUAGGUUAUACCUACAUUUAUAUUGUAGAAUAAUAUUAAAAAGCCUGUUCCGAGACUCCCACGCAGCACGGGCAGGCAGAUGUACCAUUGUUAGCGGUGUAUGCUCGGCCUCGUGGUCCAUAUAUUCUGCACUUUUAUAUUUGCCACCAGGGUGGUAGUUUGCUGGCAAAAAAAAAAAAAAAGAGAGAGAGAGAGAAAAAAAAUUUACGAUUCUUACAAGCUGAAUUUUUUUCUUAGCCUUGAGUGACCAAGAAGAAUUUGCUUGGGGCAAAUUGUGGCAAAUAUUUUCCCAGACAGGGGAAAGAGUCCUGCAGAUUACAGGUUACUGGUGUUUUCAUGCCUUGAGGAUUCUUUUAUUUUUACACAAGGGUCGAAGCGACCAAUGGAUCGUUCAUACAAACAAACAAAAAAAACAAAAAAAAAAAAUAAGAGAAAACUAUUAUUCAGAAGUGACCUUAGUAUUGCUUCACUAUUCUGAACACAUUGAAGACACUCACUUCCUGUGGACAUUGAGCCACAGACCUUUUCCAUCCAUCCCAGACUGGACGGGUAGCAAUUGCUAUGCACAGCCUAACUGGCACUGCAGGUUUUUAGAGCCAUUUUGAGUUUGUGUUGUUAAGGGAAGUAUGCCUGACCAGAGGGAGAGUGUCAGUCAUAGAUCCACCUGCAAGUUUCUGUUUCCUUUUUGUAUUUUGUUGCUUUUGAACAUAAAAACCAACCGUACAUAUGCCAGUACCAAGUGGAUUAACUGGCGUAGAACAUUCAACAUAUUGACUUAACCACCUGACGUUCACAGUGUCUUGUUUCCUAGCAACAGAUACAAAGUGAUAAAUCAAAAUUAGUCAGAGACUACAGAUUUUACAGGGUAUUUGUUCCAUAGCACAAAGUAUUUCCCCACUCUUGCAUCGCAGCACAAACUACCAAAUUUCAAUGAUUGGAUUCCAGCAAUAAUUUUUAGUGGUUUUCAAACUGGCAGAAUUUUGAUAGUGUUAGUUCAAGUUUGAAGCUUUUGAAUUAGAUCUCUAAAUGGUGACAGUUUACAAGGUUUUAUCUAGCUUUCUUAUUUAUACUUGACUGAAUUGUAAUGAUGAUUUUUUUCUAAUCGUAAUUUGACCUAAUAGCCAUAUAAAAAAAUGACUCUAUUAGUACUGACUAGGUUUAGCUUUUCAUGGUUGUACUUCAGUUUCAGUGCUGGAAAAUAUGUACAACAAACUAACAGAAUUGAAGAAGACUAAAUAGAGAGAUGUUUUUUUCAAAGCAGGUGAAGAGGGCAGCAGAGCAUUGGAAGGGUGUUCUCAAAAUGCAUACUCAUUGUGGGCGUGGAGAAGGAGUUAGUCAGCGAGGUUAAUCAGAGGUUAAAGCUUAACCCCAUUCACACAGAGAUAAAUCAGGCGAGCAGCCCCCAAAUUGCAGCAUGCUGUUUUUACUAUGAUGCUGUUUUAGUAAUAUUUUCUAAAUCUCAAAAUACAAAGUGAAUGUUUGGAAAUCGCUGGGUCCCAGUGUUGGUGGCUGUUGGGAGUUUCUGGACCACUUGCUAGCAGUGAUUUUAAAAUUAUUAUUAGCUAAAAUCCAAAAAAAAAAAAAAACCAACCAACAACAGAAAUUGUUUGGUGCAGAACAUGCACCUUGACAAUGGUACUAACUUGUUAUGCUGUAGAACACGUUAGAAUAGAUCUAUUUUUGCCAGAGCAUCCUCCUCCAGUCCUCUGAUUACCUUUCACUAGAGUUCCUCAAGACAGUGCUGUGUAUUCAUGGGACCUUUUUUUAAAAAGAAGCAAAGCAAAAGAUUACUUUUUUCUAUAUGAUUAAUAUCUUACUUGAUCUGCUUUUCCUAAACCUCAGUGGCUUUUCCCUUAGGCAGGGGUGGGCGUGGGAGGGCAACCUACUGGAUAUGACUGUUUUCAGAUACUUAAAAAACAAAAACUUUUUUGUAGAAAUGCUUAAUUUUUAAGCGGCUAGGCACUGAGAGUAGCAGAAAUCCUGCAAAGCUUUAUAGUCCUUUAGACACUCGCCUUGUCUUUUCUCUGAAUGGGAGUCUUGAUUUCAAUAUUAGUGCUUUUCUUAUGCCCUGUAUCCACUGGAAAGGGGUGUUGGUAUUUUCAGGUAACAACGUUUGUUAGCACAAAUACUUCAGACAAACAUGUAGUUCCCCCCCCCGCCCCAUUUAUCAUUUUCAUUUCAUUUCUCUCAUUCUUUAUUUUGGAAAACCAUAUUGGUAUAGUGUGUACCAUAAUCUGCCAGCAGACACCCACCAUCUACACUAACAUCUGUCCCACUAGCAUCCUCAAGAGAAAAAGUUGUUGCACCUUAUGUAUAUCUCAAGCAAACCAAAAUAUGAUACUCUUCUGCUUUGUUUUAUUCUAAAUUGUUGUAUCAUAUCUUUCUGAAACCAUUCUGAAUUUAGUUGAAAUUAUCAAUAUUUAUGCUUUUAACCUUAAUUUCUGGAUUCAAACCUGUAUAUAAAUCUUUUGGAAAAAAUUGUCCUCGCCCUUCUCAGUGAUGCUGGAAGCGGAUGGUUUAGUCUCAGAUGGAGACGCAGUACUGUUCCCGGUUCCUUUAGCCUUUUAUUUAUUUAGUUACUCCGGGUAUUUCCUAUGUAAUUUUGAAGUGUGUAGAGUAUAUAAUAGUAACUGAAGCUGCAGCUCUAAGUAGCUGAGUGAAAGAAAAAAUUACUGUAAGACAUCCUUUUAAAGUUUUUAUUUGUUUGGAUACUGUAAUGAGAUCAGGAAAGAGGAAAAAUGUCCCACAGCCACACUGAAGAUACAGGUUCUUAUUCCCAAAUUAGAUUAGUUCCCAGAUUUUUUAGAUCAAAACCGGUUGACUCAUUAAAGCCCCCUUUAAAGGAUAAAUCAUACUGUUGGAAUUCUGACAGUCCUUUUUCCCCACAAAUAAUCAGAAAUAUAUAUAUAUAUUUAAUUCUGUCAGAUGAGCUUUCUGCCAAUGCCAUCUCAAAGCCGAAAUGCUGACACCAUUCCCACGUUACCACUGAUAUGCUAGUUCCUGCCAUUAAAACUGCUGGAGAAAAAAAAAAAAAAAGUGAUGGAA